GAAUCUAUGGACAUAGCCUUUAUAAUACUAUGGGACUUAUGUCGAAAGGAAAUCUUAUAGUUUCACCACUAUCGUUUGUUGAGUUUAACAAGUGCUAUCUUUACUACAUCUUUUGCUAUGGAUGAUCUUUAUGUCUCCCACCCAUUGAGGUUUCGCACCGAGAUUACUGAUCAUACCUUUAACGGCCGGCACCUGUUAACAUAUAUAGUUACUUUCACUAUCAUCGCGAGCAUCAUCUAUCUUGUCCGAUCUAAUAGGAAGAGCAAUGAUGGUCUUUGGAAUGCGAAUAAACGGUUCUCUUGGGAACCUGCUUUCUUCGCUCGAUUCCGUUGGAUCACCAAUGCGCAAAAGAUCAUGAAUGAUGCAGAUGUUAAGUCUCAAGGUCGCACGUAUCGCCUCUCGCGGGGGGAUAUUGACCUGAUAAUCCUGCCGCCAGCUAUGAUUCCCGAGCUAAAUAGCUUGGGAAUGGAUGUGCUGAAUAGUCGUGAAUAUCAUGCAACUGGCCUCCUUGGACAUCUUACGGGAAUGGAUGUUGUUCGCAAGACAAGUUUCCAUGUCCGAGUAUUGCUAUCAUAUAUUAGCCCAGCUCUCCCAACACUAUUUUCUCUAGCAGGCGCUCGCAUCUCGGCAGGUAUUGGGAACGAGUUCCCCCAGGGUUAUGAGUGGACUAAGGUUUAUUUAAAUAAGGGCAUAGUACGUUGCAUCAGCGAGGCAAUAGCUCUUACACUAUAUGGCGCCGAGAUGACUGCUAGCAAUCCCGAACUGGUUCGUCUUACACAUGAGCAUACGAAUAACGUAUUCAAGGUGUGCUUUGCGAUGCGUUGUGUACCGCGUCCCUUGCAGCCGUUCCUUGUCUGGCUUCUCCCAGCAAGAUGGAGAUUGGUCAGCGGAUGGAGAAAACUAAGGAACUAUGUUGUGCCCCGGGUACUACAGCUGAAGGAAGCCUAUAGCUAUAAUGAUAGCAAACGUUCAACUACAGUCAACCCUGACGUCAUCUCCUCGAUGGUAAAAGAUGGCCGAAACGAGAUGGAACGGGAUCCUAUUGUGCUGACUACUCUCGUCGGAUCCAUUGCUGCCGGGUCCACAUAUAGCAUCACUAACUUUUGUUGCCGUACGAUUGCAGAUAUGGUGGCACAUCCAAACGUAUUAGACGCCGUACGUUCAGAGAUCCAGGAAAAGCAAGACCAAGUUCAUGGUAAGUGGGAUAUGGAAACUCUAGCAACUUUGGAGAAACUCGAGUCGACGAUGAAGGAGUCAUCGCGCUUAGCACCCGGUUCACUGCUGGUAUAUAGUCGCGUUGUCAAGAAGGAUCACAUGCUCUCUAACGGCCUCCAGCUUAAGGAGGGCCAAUUCGUCACCAUUUCCGGCGCUGCGAGGACUAUGGACCCAACUCUCUUCAAGAAUCCACAUCAAUAUGAGGGCUUACGCUUCUGUGCCGAAGACAAGACCGGGGAAAGCCGAACGCGACCCUUUAGUGAAAUUGAUAAUAACAUUCUUACUUGGGGCGCAGGGAGAUGGUCCUGCCCAGGCCGUUUGAUCACCGAUAUGGCUGCAAAGAUUUUACUCAUUAAGUUAUUGCAUGAGUACGAGUUUUCCUUCAUCGAUGACCAGCCAUUGACGCGCAGUGCUAUGCACGAGUUCCUCUACUUCCACCCAGAGGACCAGAUGCUGAUGCGUCGAAGGGAAGACAUCUCUGAAAUCUCAUUUGUCUGA
This is a messenger RNA of Annulohypoxylon maeteangense, 1713 nucleotides long. Its product is annotated as cytochrome P450. The record is from RefSeq and is a predicted model, not a curated record. The transcript is spliced from 3 exons. Lineage: Eukaryota; Fungi; Ascomycota; Sordariomycetes; Xylariales; Hypoxylaceae. Gene Ontology annotation, molecular function: monooxygenase activity; heme binding; oxidoreductase activity, acting on paired donors, with incorporation or reduction of molecular oxygen. Bases 118 to 1713 code for a protein of 531 amino acids.